CCUGGGGAGCAGAUCGGAGCAGGGCAAACAAUUCAACAGCACGAACGAACGACCGUCCCGCUGACCGCGAACGCAGCAUGACGUCAGCAUCAGGUGAUGACCAGGUUCGAGCUCCAUUUGAACAGAAUUAGUCCUAAAUUCGACGAAGGGAACAUCGCUGAGGGAAAAAAAACACCCGAAAUCGAGCCAAGGCAACCACUCGAGUGAGACGAACUCAAAAGUUAAUGAGAUCAAAUUCAACAAACAAAAGCCCAGACAAGAUGGAGAAAGCCAGCACCGGAACCCUGUCCGUCGUCGAGCGGGAGUUCUUGGACUUUGUGCAGGCCCAGUUAGAAGAAACCGACCAAGGUCACAGUCCUGAUUUUGCCUUUGGAGAAAUACAGGCGGGAAUGCAUCCGAGCAUCCAAAGGGAGGCCGCGACUUCCGGCUCUGCGGUCACGCAAUGCAGCGGCGCAAGUGGGACGCGUGUCCUCGGCAGCAAUCCUCCAAAGGACGGCAACGGCGGCGGCGGCGGUGAUGUUGAGCUCGAUCGGACGCGGCCCGGCGCAGGGAUGGAUUCACGGAAUCAGGCUGCUGAUUUGGGUUACUCUUGGAUAGAUGAGCUCAUCCGAGACCAAUCCGACACGGUCACUUGGCCAAUUGCCGACUGGGAAGACGACGCGGUACCAAUCGUCCGGCCUCCGGGAGCAGACUUGGAUGAAGCUCCACCGAGUGCAAACGUGAUGAUGGGAGAGACGGACCCUAUGAGCUGUGGCGCAACUAGCGGGAGUGCUCCUCCUGAUGUUGAGGGCAAUGACAUCUUCACCUUGCGCAUCAGCGAGGACGCCGCCGCCACCUCUGACCAUCAGAUCACCACCGACUUCGGGAAACCUUCAGCGGACGUGGAGAUGGAUUCGUCUCUGGAUCUGUUUGAGGGCUUGACUUGGUCAGAUUACGACGGCGAGGAUGCUGAGAAAAGGAGCACGUCUCUAGAGAGUGCGCGUGAGCCGAAGGAAGAGAGCCACCCUGGGUGUAGUUUCAUGCUUAGAGAUGCACAACCCAGCGGUGACGCUUCCAACGCCAAAUCCCCCUCCAGAGAACAACUGGCAGACUGCACCAACUUGAUGGAAACCCGCUCUCAGAGCAAUACGGGGAAGCCGCAGAGAGACCGCUACUCACAGAGAAGACUGCUGAAAAGAAGCCGAAAGACCUCCUCCUCGAAGCAGAAGAGCAAGUCGCUGCGCUCUGAAAAUGCGAUGAAGCCGCGCCAAUCAUCUAGGCGGAAGUCCAACCGUCUGUCGUCAGCAGCCACUGGCACUCGGAGGCCUAAACAGCAACCGGCCUCCGCUCGCGGUGCCGGCCGGGAAACCCGACAAAGCGGCCCCAGCAGCAGCAGCGGCGGCGGAGCCUGCGCCAGCACCUCUAAAAUGAACUGGCCGCUCGCAAUUUUGACCGGGGACCCUGAGGUGAAGAGCACCGAGACGCUGAGCCCAGAUGAGAAAAUGCAGAUGAUGGCAAACAUUGAGCAGGCUCAGGCGCUACUGCUUACCCUGGUGUACCAAGAUGGUGGCACGCAGCUCCAGUCAGGAGAGAGUCCACCCAAUCUCACGCAGCCGGUGUGCGGCCUCCUCCUACUUCUCAUCAAUGACGUGGACGGCUGCCACGGGAGGCGCUCGCUGGGCCAAAACGACCUCCUGCUCUACCACAGACUGGACCGCGACCCGCCGCAGGCCCAAGAGCAGAUUUUCACCAGAGACGUGCUGCGGCGGAUGGCCUCGCGAGCCGGCGUCACCGUGUGCUACAGAGCCAAGGAAUGGCUUAGCACGGCUUUGCGCUUGUGCAGACAACACCUCAGCUGGGAACAAGUGUCGGGCUGCCGUAUCCUGGACCCUCAGGUGUCGGGCUGGCUGCUGGACCCCGAAGAUCCUUGCACCUGCUACCCAGACCUCUUUCGGAAACACACCCGCAUAAGCCUGCCCCCCGGGACGCCGGCCACUGUCUUGUUGGAACUCUAUUCCCUCUACGACUUGAAUGAGAAGCUUUGUGCUGAAAUACGGGCCCAAAGCCUCUGGAGCAUCUACUCGGACGUUGAGCUGAAAAUGAUUCCGAUUCUAGCAGCCAUGGAGAGCCAGCGCAUCCAGAUGGACACAGACGCUUUGAUGAAUCUGUCAGACCUGCUCAAGAGGAAGAUGAACCAUUUGGAGAAGGACGCAAAUGUCGCCGCAGGACAAGAUUUCCUCAUGACCAGCCCCAUCCAGAUCCGUCACGUUCUUUUUAAGAAACUGCGUCUACAAGAGCACCUAAAGAAGAAGAAGAAGAGUCUGCGGUGCAAGAAGCAGACGGCAUCAGCUAAAACAUUGCAGAUGUACCAAGACGUGCAUCCGCUACCGAAGAUUAUUCAGGAGUACAGAGAGGUGAAACAAGCCAAAUCCAGCUUUGUCGACGAUGCGUACGUGCACAUGCUGACUAAGGGCCACUUCUCCGCAAAAUGGUCCCAGACCAGCGUCGUCACCGGCAGACUCUUCUCAGCAAACCCAAACUUUGACGCCGUCCCGAGACAGCCGCUUAAGAUCGCCCUGAUGCCACGCGGCCAAGGAAGCGACCCGGCCGUGACCAGUGUUGAUCCUCGUGCCGUGUACGUCUCGGAGGAAGGCUGGACUUUUGUCGCCGCAGGCUUCUGCCAGCUGGAGCUGCGACUCCUGGCUCACUUCUCCGGCGACCGCAAGCUCGUCCACCUUUUUAGUGACGCCGAGGCCGACGCCUAUGCUCUUUUAGCCUCUGAAUGGAUGCACGAGCGCGCGGCGGCGUCAGAGGACCCGGAACAAGCCGAGCGCAUCGUGUCCUCCAUUUUGUAUGGGAAAGGGCGCGAUUGCCUGGCCAACACCAUGGGCGUGACCAUGUCGGCGGCCCACCGAUUCCAAGACAACUUCUUCCUGGAAUUCCCAAAAGUCAAGGCGUUCACGCUGAGCGUUCUCCGGCAGGGCCGCAAACAUGGUUUCGUGCGCUCCCUCUUGGGCCGCCAGCGCCCCGUGCGACACAUCCUUUCGGAAGAGUCAGCCCUUCGCUUGCGGACUGAGAAAAUGGCCAUUGCGUUUGUGCUGCAAGGUUCCGCCGCCGACCUCUGCAAGAUGGCAAUGAUCCGAGUGUCCGAGAUGCUCUCCGCCUCCGACGGAUCGUCGGCCAGGCUGAUGGCUCAGUUCAAGGAUGAGCUCCUCUUCGAAGUGAAGGACCCGCAGGUGGAAGACUUUUCCGCUCUGGUGGAGGGCACCAUGGAGUCCUUGAGCCACAUUGACCAUCUGGGAGUCCAUCUUGACGUGAGUAGCAAGCGCAUACAGGCUCGGCUCUGGGAUCUCGCUCUGGCUAGGCGCUUUGUGUGGAAUUUGCCGCCUCCAAAACGGACAAAAGGGCAGAUUCAAGACUGGAGUAGGUCCAGCUCGCGACCGCCUAUACGUAGCUGCGGCUAUACGUAGCUGCGGCUAUACGUAGCUGCGGCUAUACGUAGCUGCGGCUAUACGUAGCUGCGGCUGAACGUGCGGCCGAGUGGCUCCUUAGUCAGUAAUGGCCGCCGCCUCGGUGGCGCCCAGUACGCGGCCUCCUCUCUACUUAAAUUGCACAUGCAAUGUACGUAUGUGUUUGUUUCCCAGGUGCCCCUGAAGGUGGCAGUCUCCUGUGGCAAGUCCUGGGGUUCCAUGUCUGCGCUUCACAUGCCGGCUUAGCUCAUUGUCGCAUUUGAUCUCAUUCUCUCUCUCUGUCUAUUCUUACGUUUGAGCGUGUGUGUUUUCGACGCUCCGUUCCCCCACUUCUCGGCUGUUUUUUUUGUCCGACAUCCGCAUCGCCAUGGAAACCCGGCAGCUGCUGCCGGCGCUGCUUUUCACUCCGUCCGUAUCCGGGGGCAAGGGCAGCACUGGAUUGCACCGGUUCUUCCUCUGGUUUUCGUUCGCACUGUUUUGUUCACUAAUGCUUGGUUGUGUUGGGCGCACGUGCUCGAUAACAAAAAAAAAAAUCUCUCGCCCACUCUCCACCGGCGUCACGUUUAAAUGACUGCUAUUUAUAACUUGCUGUUUUUCUAGUGUAAUUAGAUAAGAUAGAUAGAGAGCUAGAGAUAACUAGAUAAUUGUUGUUCUGCACUUUGGCCUGUUGUGCUCUGCAUGCACGUUCUCAUUCAUAAAAGAAGGGCAAUUCGGCCUCCAGCCCAUGUCUUUCUUUUUUUUUUUUUUUUUAACCUCCCCCCGCCCCCUCAGUACACUUGGCUGGAGCCCCUUUUGUCUUGAUUGGAGCCCCUCACACAAACACACCCAUUCCACAACUACUCACCCUACUACUGAUCUUUUGAUACUUUGUUCCCUGAUGAAUGGUCCAAGCAUCGCCAUAUACAGUGAGUAGAACACUGAAUUCAAACGGCAGCUUUUUGAAAACCCAAGAUAUUCGAUUUGAAAUGUUGACCUUCUCUCAUUUAAAGGUGAGCAAACCCGUGCCAUUUUAUUUUUGUACUUUUAUCAUCAAUUUUACCGAGUUUUCUUUUCCCUCUAAGCAGAGCUCGCUGCCUCAUCGUGGGAAUCUGGCCGCCUAUCCUGUCAUUGUUCUGUCGGGUUUGUGUGGACGUGACCCAAGCACCGACACAGCGCUCUCCUCCCCCGCCCAGUGUGUGCUCUGCAUUCUUCGGGCCUCUGUAUUUUUUGGAGAAGAGGUGUCACCAAAGACAGCCCCAAAUCCAGCCUGCAGAAUGACGGACGGCUGUUGCGCUUGUGACUUGCUCACGUCCACCUCCAGCCAUUACAUCUGGAGCAAGAUGGCUCCACUUGGCAACAGUUGAAGCCUUCCCCAGCUGCCAUGGCAACCCGCGCUGGUACAGCAUGACAGACAGACAAACAGACAGCCAGGUUCUUCCGGUGGCAAUGCAGCGGCCAGCCCCAGAGUCGCCCCAUCCAUCCAUCCAUCCAUCCAUCCAUCCCCCAAAGGCGGCUUUCACAUCCCAACCCCGUUUUGUCAGCUUGCAGUCCUCUAUCACGGUAGAGCCG
This is a messenger RNA of Syngnathus typhle (broad-nosed pipefish), 4997 nucleotides long. It is a transcript of the gene poln, whose product is annotated as polymerase (DNA directed) nu. Gene Ontology annotation, molecular function: DNA-directed DNA polymerase activity; DNA binding. The record is from RefSeq and is a predicted model, not a curated record. Lineage: Eukaryota; Metazoa; Chordata; Actinopteri; Syngnathiformes; Syngnathidae. Bases 225 to 3449 code for a protein of 1074 amino acids. The transcript has 28 exons. Gene Ontology annotation, biological process: double-strand break repair; DNA-templated DNA replication.